Molecule: messenger RNA, 1497 nt
Organism: Liolophura sinensis
Lineage: Eukaryota; Metazoa; Mollusca; Polyplacophora; Chitonida; Chitonidae
Product: potassium voltage-gated channel subfamily D member 1-like
Exons: 2
Coding region: 1-1497 (498 amino acids)
Biological process (GO): potassium ion transmembrane transport; action potential; protein homooligomerization
Cellular component (GO): voltage-gated potassium channel complex; membrane
Molecular function (GO): voltage-gated potassium channel activity
Source: RefSeq, a predicted model, not a curated record
AUGGCGGUGAAGAAACUUUUGUCAUCAACACCGUCGGUUUACACGUUGAAUGUUGGAGGGAAAAUUUUCCAGGUGUCCAAGUCAAACUUUGACAAAAUUCCUCAGACCGCAUUGGAACAUGCGUCUAUGGUGAGCACUCGGACGUCCCUUGUCGGACCGGAAUGGUUUUUUGACAGAGAUCCCAGCCUGUUCGGUUACAUUCUGACCUUCUACCGCUUCGGGAAACUGCACAUGCCUCGCAACGUUUGCGGUGCGACAAUGAAGAAAGAGCUGGAGUUCUGGGGAAUCCCCGAGUCGAGCAUUGGUCCGUGCUGUUGGCGAACUUACGUAGACAUGACGGUGGAAGUGGAACAACGAGAGCGUGUGGAGAAGGAACUGCAAGGAGACGACGGAAUGGCGUACACCCGCGAGCCAAUCACGGCUGUGGAAGGAGUCAAACAGCGGAUAUGGCGCAUUCUGUAUUACAGCACUUCAACCAGAGUGGCUAAGGCCUGGGCGUUACUGGUGUAUUUCCUGAUUGUCGUGUCCGUCGUCUGCUCUCUGUUGGAGGAAUGCCCUGAGUAUCAGGAAUGGCGGGACAUCCUGGUCAAGUGUGGUUUCAAUAAGAAUGACACCGUCGACACCUCCGAGAUGCCUUUCAUCGCCUACGCCGAGGAGCGGUACAAAGAAGUGGUCAACACAAACUACUCCCUGUCUGAGGGACACGACUUUUGUCACACAGGACUCUCCGACAAGGACCUCAUGAGGCCUCUCAGGGAAAUCCAGUUCAUCGUCAGUCGCCCGAACGAUCUGCUCAUCGCUUUGGAUGGCUUCUGUAUCACCUUCUUCACUCUGGAGCUCAUCGCUCGCUUUGCCGUCUGCCCGAAUCGCCUGGAGCUCCUCAAGUGCCUGAUGACCAUCAUUGACCUGCUGUAUCUGGGCUCGCGCUGGGGGUAUGUUCUUACUAACACCCUGGUUCCUGUCAUCCUAGACUAUGACGUCAGCUUCGUCAUCCAUCGCAUCUUUCAGAUAUUCUCUUGCUUUCGCGUUCUGCGCAUCUUCCAAAUGGCGCGUAACGUGAAAGGCCUGAAGUAUUUCCUGCUGACCCUGAAAGCCAGUAUACCCAUCUUGGCACUGUUGUUGUUCGUGUUGCUCAUCUUUGCAACGGUUCUCGUGGACAUGGUCCGCAAAGUGGAGAAUCUUGAACAUGACAGAUUUCAGAACAUUUCCGUUGGCUAUUGGUGGGCUUUAGUUACGAUGUCAACGGUGGGAUAUGGCGACUUCUACCCCGUCACCUUAUUAGGUUACGCAAUAGGCGGUCUGUGCGUUCUACUUGGACCGAUAAUCAUUGCUUUCUUCGUUCCCAUUGUGUCGGGAAAUUUCCUCCUUUACUACGGAUACAAAGAGAGGCCAAUCGUGCCGACUGAGAAGUUGAACAAACCGGCGUCCAAUGAAACAAACGAUGACGUUCAGAUUGAAGAGGAAAAAACGAUCGAAGGACAAUUUAUUUACGUAUAA